GCCAUUUUCGGGACUCACAAUCUGGAUCCGUAGGUAACCCAGACCCGUGUCUCUGGAGCUUUCCCAGGAGAGCUAAAAAUAAAAAAGGCAUCCCUCUCGGAAGCUGUUCCGUUCAUGCGAGAGCACGUUUGCCACCAGGAUCGUGCGGGUUUUGACUGCCCAGUGAACCAUGGCCCAGAGCCCGGUUAUCCUGCAGUUUUGCUUCUCCACCUUCGGGGAUUCCAUGCUGCAGAAAAUGAACGCGCUACGCCGCCAGAGCCGGUUCUGUGACGUGACGGUCCGCAUCAACGAGCUGGAGGUGCCGGGCCACAAGGUGGUGUUCGCUGCCGGCUCGCCCUUCCUCCGCGAUCAGUUCUUCCUGCAGGACUCACGGGAGGUGCAGAUCUCCAUGCUGCAGAAGGCGGAGGUGGGCCGCCGCCUGCUGCUGUCCUGCUACACCGGCACGCUGGAGUUCCCCGAGCUGGAGCUGGUGAACUACCUGACGGUGGCCAGCUUCCUGCAGAUGGGUCAUGUCGUGGAGCGCUGCACUGAGGCCCUAAACAAAUUCAUCAAACCCCGCGAGGCUCCGGAGGAGCGCGUCGUUACACAGGACGGCCGGCGGGGCCUGGCGGUGGCCGAGGCAGAGAAGAAGGAGGAAGAGGAGGAGGAGGUGGAUGAUGAUGAUGAUGAUGAUGACGACGACAAUGAUGAUGAUGAGGAUGUGAUAAUCCAGCCAUGUUCGCCGCCCUCGAGGCAGACCCGUGAUCGGAGCGAGGGCGAAGAGAGCCCCAUCACCAUCGUGAAGGUGGAGUCUGUGUGCGACCGUGUGACGGACAUGCCCAGCAGCCUACAGGGUCGCUUCCCCGCCUCUGGCUCCGCCCCUCCGCUGCACACGCCCGAACCACAACACUCGCUCAUCAACUCCACCGUUGACACACGGGCGGCCGAGGUGGCAGCGCCACCCCUGCAGGGCUACACCCUGAGCCCCACUGGGGGUCCGGCGGGGAAGGGCUCCCUGGGAGGGCACCUGCGCAGUGUAGACAAGGGCCUGCAGUGGUACCACCAGUGCCCCAAAUGUGCCCGCGUCUUCCGUCAGCUGGAGAACUACGCCAACCACCUGAAGAUGCACAAGCUCUUCAUGUGCCUGCUCUGCGGCAAGACUUUCACCCAGAAGGGCAACUUGCACCGGCAUAUGCGCGUCCACGCCGGCAUCAAGCCCUUCCAGUGCAAGAUCUGCGGCAAGACCUUCACCCAAAAGUGCUCACUGCUGGACCACCUCAACCUGCACAGCGGUGACAAGCCCCACCGCUGCAACUACUGUGACAUGGUGUUCGCCCACAAGCCGGUCUUGCGCAAGCACCUCAAGCAGAUCCACGGCAAGAACAGCUUCGACAACGCUCACGAGCGCAGCCUCCAGGAAGGCUCCAGCGACUUCGAGUACGGCCGGCUCCAGGACUGUGGCUCUGACAGCAAGCCCCUGCUCAUGGAGGACCCCAUGUAGUGUCGAGGUUGCCCGCCCUGCACCUCUCUCCGCAGCCUCCUGGUGCUGCUUAACGUUACUGUGUCGUUUCUGGCUCGGAGACCGACGUGUCCAGGCACUGGAAUGCAAAGCAGAUGCAAGCAGCUGGCUGGACAAUGCCAAAGGCUGUUUAUCAACCCCAAACACUGUGUCCAUUUUCAAACGAGAGGAGGCCAUUCUUCCCAAUGAGCCUCGACGUUUUUAAUUUUUUAAAAAAAGCUGCUUAUUUAUCAUUUAUUUCUUUUAUCAAAUCAUAGAUGUAAUUUAGAAAGCUGAGAAGGUCAUAUCAGAUCAUUGCUUGUUUAAAGGUACAAGCGUAGAAGAAAAACACAUUAUAGAAAGAAAUGUUGAUCUGAGGUCAGAAGUGCUUGUGAAAGCCCAGCCUUUUGGCUAUGAGAUGGUUACCUUCUGCAGUGCAUGUGCUGGUCCCCGGGAGCCAUCCCAGUCCCGCAGCGUGUCCAGACAGGCACUGGAUUAUCUGAGACAUUGGUGGGGGGAAGCAGAUGUUGAGUUAAUUCUGAUGUGAACCAGUUAGAAAACAUUCACCCAUACAUCCGCCCUCUAACCAUUUAUCUAGCAGGUCAGGGAGUGAAAACAUUUAUUUUUACAAUCAAUUCAUGGGCUGCUAUUGAAUCGUCAGGUUCGGAACAUUAUGACACAUGGACCAUUGCUGCCGGGGGAUCUUUCCUGACAUGCCUCCACACAACCCUCUCGCUCAUUCUGCAUGUAGGUGAUUGUGACAGCCAGUUGACCUACUGUGUGACGUCCCCUGAUGGCUCUUACAGGACUUAUGGUACAUCAUCGGUGUCCUGUUUUUAUACGGGCAACACCUGCACCUCUCGAUAUUCAUUUGUGUGCAUUUAUGGACUGUAGAAUCACGUGUCUUUUACGGCUUUUCCAUUUUAACGUUAAAAUGAAAGAACCACCACAGAAUGUGAUGGUAACACACGGUUAAUUUCAUCUGAUGGGUAUAAAUGGCGUAUGAGACUCUGCACAAUGUUAAGUUGCAUUUUGAUAAGGUAAUGUGUGGUUAAAAUGUAUAUUACUGUAAUAUUAUGGUAACUAAUAAAUGCUGCAAUACUGCAGUUGAAAACCUGGACUCAGGAAAAAGCUACUCAGACACAGUGUCCAUGUGUGAUUAAGCUACUCACUGCGUCCUCAGUAAAGGAGGGUACAUGUCAUCAUUGGUAUUUUUGAAAUAUUUUGCUUAUUAUAGUCAUUUUAGAAAUAGUUUUAUUCAGUUAGGUGAGGUGUUGACUCUAAGUGUGUGAUUGUAUGUGUGCCAGUCUGUGCCCUGUAUCAUGCCCUGUCCUUGCAGGCUCACUGCGACCCUCUGUUGCAGUGUUUCUAAGCCGAGUCCUAAGGGCCACCCAGACAGUGCAUAUUUUAGCUCCCUCCCAGCUCUCAGCCAAUAAAAAAACACUUGAAUGCCUGGUAAAGGUGUGUUGGGAGCUGGGAGGCAAAUGUUGAUUGUCCUGGGGUGUCUGAGUACUAGGUGGAGAAACACUGUUCUACUGGAUGAUAUGAAUGGAAGCAUGGAUGGAUAAGUAAUAGCUUAACUGGAAAGGGUCGUCCAGGGUGGGGAUUAUCUGUCAUACUUUCCUAGAAUCAUCUGCUUCCUGCCUCUCUCUCUCUCUCUCUCUCUCUGCUUUUUGGUUUGAUGCAACACGCCUUGUUUUGUGAGCUGUGUGCGUGACCCUCCAUGUCAUUAUGUCAGGUGCCUCUGCAUUUUAAUUGGGAUUGGGAGUAGACUGACAGAACUAUGUUUGUGAGCAUGACUGCAAGGUAUAUUUUAAAUGUCCCCUUUUUAAUAGAUUUUUUUUCUUGUGACCUCGCCUUCUGCUUUUGUACUGCUGCCACCCUUGGCACUGCCGCACCUAUUGUAAUUCACAUUAGGUGGCAUUCUAUGAAAAAUAAAAUAGGUAUAGGUAUGAGAAACCUUCCAGUCAUAAGAAUAACAGCCGGUAAAUGGAAAAUGCUCACUGAAAAUCUUGUGCCCCUUUUUCUGGUGUGGGUGUGAUCUUUCCAUAAUAGGGAAAGCAUUAAGUGCCAGGAAACACUGAAGAGUUUAUUUUGGAAAAUAAACAUUUUAACAUA
This is a messenger RNA of Paramormyrops kingsleyae, 3595 nucleotides long. The record is from RefSeq and is a predicted model, not a curated record. NCBI's taxonomy places the organism in Eukaryota, Metazoa, Chordata, Actinopteri, Osteoglossiformes, Mormyridae.